CAUCCAUCCAUCCAUCCACCCCCUCCACCCCCUCCCGAUGGCAUUUGACGUAUAAAUUGUAGCUGUCUUGACAGCUUUUCUUCCGACAAUCCGGUCAAGAUCAAUUACUUCCUCACAUUUCCAAUUCCACCUACCCUUCCACUUUUAUCACACACACAAUGGUCGGCACUACUGUUAGCCCCAGCUGGCUUGACCGGCUGGAGGAUCAGGUUAAUGUCGAUGUCGACUGGAUGGAUCCUGUCUUCAUCCAAAGCCUCCCCAUCACUCCUCACGACAUGACCAGUAACCAGGUCCAUGUUCACGCACAAUUGGAGAAUCCUAUUCAUCAAGAUCUGAUCGCUGAGGUUGCUCGGGAAUAUAAGGGUCGUGACUGGCUCAGCAUCUAUACCCGCAUUGCUGUCCUACUGUGCAAGAAGUCCAUCGAUCACAUCUCCGGCCGCGUCUUGCUGCAGGUCUCCCCUUCCGAGGCGUACAACGGUGAAAAGGUCCUUGAGCAUGCCCGUUUGUAUGCCAAGGAGUUCGAGUCGGUGGGCAUUUCCAAGCACCGCUUCUGCAUCAAGAUUCCCAGCACGGGCCCUGCCCUGAGUGUUUGCCCCAUCUUGCAAGCGGAGGGCAUUCAGACCCUGGGCACCGCUUGUUUCUCGCUCGCCCAAGCCAUUGCGGCUAGCCAGGCAGGAUGCUUGUUUAUCAGCCCGUACUACAAUGAGUUGCGUGCGAACCUUGAUCUCAGUCUUUGGCCUAACGUGGAGGAUCCCGCCACGCAGCACCCCUUCUCGGCCCGCCUUGUUCACAUGCUGGAGACCUAUUGUCGCCUGUAUAAGGAAACUGGCAAGAGGCAGCCCCUCAUCAAGAACGCCAAUUUCAUCAGCGCCAAAGAGGCCUUCGCUCAGGGUGAGAUCGGUGUCGAUUCGGCCACUGUCUCCAAGGAAGUCCUAGAAGAACUCGCUAGGCUGCCUUACGAUGGCACUUGGCAGCCCGGCGUGGGCGGCGUCCCCAAGCCCCAGUACCCCGAGCACCAGAACACGGUCGCAACGCCCAAGCGUCUCCAGUACCUGGCCAGUAUCGACCCUCUCGUCGCCAGCUGGGAUGGCAAGCUCGCCAGCACAGACACCGACUACCUGGCGAACAACGGUGUGGCCCUGGAGGAUGCCAUCAAAGCCGACCCAAUUGCCACCGCGCGCCUUGGCGAUGCUCUCCAGCUAUUCAUCAAGGUCGAGAGCCAGAGCAAGGUCCUCAUUGAGAAAGCUAUUCUGGAUGUCUAAACGUCAUCUUGUCCCCUCUCAUGCUUUAACGGCCAGUUUCUUCCUGGGUAUAAUUAUAAUCUGACUGAAAUCAUCUAGAGCUUCGGCUUCAGUUCAUCAUCCCAAUAAUGCUGAGGUUGUAUACAAUGGCCCUUCCGUGUCAGGGCUCCGGGCUGAUAAGUUCAAGUUCGGGAGUUUAAAUAGAAAACCGAAAUCAUAGAGAUUGAAGUUAAUUUAUAAAAGUUAUAAGAGUUUGGAUGAAGGGAUUUG
Aspergillus aculeatus ATCC 16872 is the source of this 1511-nucleotide messenger RNA. RefSeq lists its product as uncharacterized. Gene Ontology annotation, cellular component: intracellular anatomical structure. The record is from RefSeq and is a predicted model, not a curated record. Gene Ontology annotation, molecular function: transaldolase activity. The transcript is spliced from 5 exons. NCBI's taxonomy places the organism in Eukaryota, Fungi, Ascomycota, Eurotiomycetes, Eurotiales, Aspergillaceae. Gene Ontology annotation, biological process: pentose-phosphate shunt, non-oxidative branch; carbohydrate metabolic process. Bases 159 to 1262 code for a protein of 367 amino acids.